Priapulus caudatus is the source of this 2747-nucleotide messenger RNA. RefSeq names its product tRNA pseudouridine synthase A, mitochondrial-like. The transcript has 14 exons. The record is from RefSeq and is a predicted model, not a curated record. Gene Ontology annotation, cellular component: nucleus. The coding region runs from base 254 to 1714 and encodes 486 amino acids. Gene Ontology annotation, molecular function: RNA binding; pseudouridine synthase activity. Gene Ontology annotation, biological process: tRNA pseudouridine synthesis; mRNA pseudouridine synthesis. NCBI's taxonomy places the organism in Eukaryota, Metazoa, Priapulida, Priapulimorpha, Priapulimorphida, Priapulidae.
GGAUAUUUAUGUUGUAAUAACGCGUAUACCAAUGCCAGAGCACUACAUUAUCAAGCAAUUAUCCUGAUAAAACCGUAAAAGCACAAUAUUUAAUUGUGUCAAGACUUGAGUGUUUGUGCCUGCAUGUGUUGAGUUUAAUUUAAGGGGCCCUCACACGGCGUACGAGUUACUUAUCGUUUGUCGGUCUGUGUAAGUGUUUUUAUGUGAACACUGUCACUUAAAACAUUGAGCACAAGUAUAUACAUUCUCAUCCAUGUUCAAGAGGAUUUGCAACUCGAGCUUGUCGAUACUAAAAGAUCUGCGUAACAUUCUGUCGCCUGUAAGCAUGGCAGAGGGCGCUAUUAGUGCAGACACGAAGCGUGACCACGAUCAAAUAUCGAAUGAUGGUGGCGAUGCCGCUAGCGAUGCUAAAAAGUUAAAAGUAUCAUCUGAAUGCCACAAGCCAAAUGUAAAGAAGAAGAAGGUUGCACUAUUGAUGAUGUACUCAGGAGUUGGAUACAAUGGCAUGCAGCGCAACCCUGGCGUGCGUACCAUUGAGAAUGAUCUGCUGGAUGCAUUGGUACAGGCCCAGGUGGUGCCACAGGCACACGCAGACGACACGAAACGCAUGAAGUUCCAGCGAUGCGCCCGCACAGACAAGGGUGUGUCCGCCGCUGGACAAGUUGUCUCACUGAAGAUGUUGCUGGAGGAGGAUGCAGCAGCAAGGAUUAACGAGCACCUUACACCACAGAUUAGAGUUCUCGGCUAUAAGAGAGUGACGCAGGGCUUUAAUGCGAAGUUGAACUGCUCCGGUCGGACGUACAUGUAUGUGCUGCCAACAUUCGCUUUCGCUCCAGUAGACCAGGUUACAUCCGAGAGUUACAGGAUAACAAAGGAUGUAAUGGAUGAAGUGUCACGCCUUUUUCAAAACUAUAAGGGAACAAGGAAUUUUCACAACUUCACCUCAGGCAGGAAGGCUGAUGAUCCAAGUGCCAAGAGGUUUGUGAAAAAUAUUGAGAUAGGCACACAGUUUGAGGUGGAGGGAAUUGAAUUCUGUGAGGUGAAGGUUGAAGGGCAAAGCUUCAUGUUGCAUCAGAUUAGGAAAAUGAUUGGAUUGGUGAUAGCUGUGGCACGCGGUCUGACUGACCAGAGUGUCUUUAGUAGAGCUUGGGAGGCUGAGAAAGUUGAUAUCCCUAGAGCACCAGGGCUUGGACUGUGUUUGGAGAAGGUGCACUUUGAGGCAUACAACAACAGACAUGGCAGUGAUGGAUUUCACGAUCCUAUCGAGUGGGAAGAGUACAAGGAAGAGAUUGAGAAGUUCAAGCAUGAAUACAUCUAUUCAACAAUCAUUCGCACAGAGAAAGAUGAGAAUUCCAUGAUGCAAUGGCUCAACACGUUGUCUCUGCAUGUCUACGACACCAGAGAAACAGACGACACUGACAGUCACAAUGACAACAAUAUCAGAAGCACUCAGUUCGGACAAGCACUGAAGGCUGUCAGUCCAGAGACCUACGUGGAUGUGCUAAAGACAUUUAUCCCCAACCGGGUUGUAGUUAGCAAAUCUUCACCAACAGAUGGCGCCACGGACUCACAACCAGAGACACGGGAGUCAACUGCCGACUCUACGCAGCUACAGACAGAAGGUGCAGCACAUACGAAGUUAAAUGCAGAGACAGAUGGCACAUUGUCAGCUGAGGUCGCACCACCAGCAGAGGCAGGUGCAGUGCGUCAAUGAAAUGUAUGCAGGCAGUAACCCUGCCGAAACCCCAUGCUAGAAUACAAGGAUGGCCAGUCUGUGGAUAAAUGGAGCCACACAACGCCACGUUUGACAAAGAGAGGGGCGAUGCACUCGCGUGACAUAAGAGCGUUCACAACGCGAUGAUAAAUUGUGAACAUAGCGAGUCCAACGAGACCAGUGACUUUGUGGGUCUUGAGUGAAUUAGGAUGAAUCUCUGUAUCAUCUGUAUCAUAUCGCAGUGUGAAGUAUUCAAAUCUUGUUUUUUUCUGUGGCUAUGAAAAGUAUUGUGCGUAUCAUGCUGCCAUUGCUGAUGUUACAGAGUGAAUUGUUUUAAGAAGAGUUCCUGGUUUACAGCUGGGAAACGUUGAUAUGAAUUAAUAUUGAAACAGUAGCGUAUGCUCAUGGAUAAGUAGUAACUGGGUAAUACACUUGUUGUAAAAUCACGUUACUGUAAACGGCUGCAUUUAAGACCAAAUGAACAAGAUUGCUUGGGUAGAUCUAUAACCUUCUAUUACAUUUAUUAUUCUUGGCAUUGAAAUCCCUCUACUUUAAAUGAGAUGCACAUACAUCAAAAACCACAUUAACCACUUGUACUCGCAUAAUAUACAUCUUCACAAAAGAAGACCGUUUUAUUGGAAAGUCUCAGCAAUUUACAACAAAUAAUAAAUACCUACAUGUACACAGAGUAAUCUGAAAAGAAAACACUUGUAUGUGAAAACAACUGCUUUAGAAUUGUUCGUUGACCGAGCGCAAAACACUACAGAUUCGAUUUGAUAUGCAGGUCACAAACUUAAUAUGCAGUGUUAGUGUAGGAUUUUCAUCCAGCUGUAUGGAUGAUUUCAUUUGACAGUUGAACAUAUUACCCGACGUUAAGAUGGAGUAGCUGAUCAUGAACCUUGUAAGUGUGUUGCAUUGGAACUUUCUAAUGAACAACAUCAUUGCCACCAUUGUUCACUCUAUACGCAGCACGAAUGUGGGUGGUUCACAGAUUUUACCUCCAAACGACCUGCACAGUUUAUCCAAUAAAUCU